Molecule: messenger RNA, 1733 nt
Organism: Nematostella vectensis (starlet sea anemone)
Lineage: Eukaryota; Metazoa; Cnidaria; Anthozoa; Actiniaria; Edwardsiidae
Product: autophagy protein 5
Exons: 8
Coding region: 40-864 (274 amino acids)
Biological process (GO): cellular response to nitrogen starvation; C-terminal protein lipidation; autophagy of mitochondrion
Cellular component (GO): cytoplasm; Atg12-Atg5-Atg16 complex; phagophore assembly site membrane
Source: RefSeq, a predicted model, not a curated record
CAUCGAGCGCACAGACCCCUGGGAAACAGAACAUCCAAGAUGGCGGAAGAUCGCGAGGUUUUGAGGGAAAUUUGGGACGGUAGAUUGCCGGUCUGUUUCAACCUCACUUCUGAUGAAGUUGUUAGUAUGGAGCAGCCAGAACCCUACUACCUUUUGGUGCCAAGAUUGAACUACCUUAUGCUGGUGACAGACAAGAUACAGAGACACUUCCAAAGAGCUGUUAAUCAAGACUCAGUCGAGGAGGUCUGGUUUGAGUAUGAUGGCCAGCCUUUGAAAUGGCAUUAUCCAAUUGGUGUAUUGUUUGACCUGUAUGGUUCCUCUGCCUCCCUUCCGUGGAAUCUAACUGUACAUUUCCAGAAAUUCCCCACUGACGAACUCAUGAGAUGUCCUGGGAAAGAAGCAGUAGAGGCGCACUUCAUGUCUUCUGUGAAAGAGGCUGAUAGUCUAAAACAUAGAUCUCAAGUCAUCAACUCAAUGCAGAAAAAAGAUCACAAACAGCUUUGGUUAGGACUGAAUAAUGAUAAAUUUGAGCAAUUCUGGGCUGUGAAUAGAAGAUUAAUGGAGAGAGUUGGAGAUGACCCAUAUUUUAAAUAUAUCCCAUUUAAGAUUUACCAGGUUGAUAAACCCUUUAUACAAUGGCUCUUCAGACCUGUUUCGGAUACAGGGGAACAACAGACAUUACGUGACCUUCUGCAGCUCUGUGUCCCUCAUGUGCUUUCGGCUAACAGCAUGGACGUAGACAGUCAGUGGCGUAUAGUAAUCCAGGGCAUAGAGCCUCCAUUAGAGACACCCACCCAGUGGCUCAGCGAGCACCUCAGUCACCCUGAUAACUUUCUGCAUAUUGUUGUGGUGUCGAAUGAGUAAUGGUCUGUUAUCACAGAACGAAAUUAAUAUGUAUAUAUAGCUGUUAACAGGAAAGUACCCAGGAUUGACUAAAGGGGUGUGCACAUCAAUAUGUAUCACAUGCAAAAAGCUUAGGUUUUGAAGAUUCCCUAAUCAGAUAUCACCCACUUUUUGGCUGCAAAGGGGGGGGUGCGUGCACCCCCCCUGUGUAUGUUCCUGGUUAACGGAAAUGUCGAGUUAUCAGAGAAAUACAUUUAGAGAGAUGUCUUAUACCUUUAGCAGUUUAAACAAAAGAUAUCUAAUCUGUUAUGAGCUGUAGGUAUAUAUAGUAUAUAUAGGUAUACAGCUAUUUCAAAUAAGUGUGCACUUGAAGAAUCCAUGUGUUAACCUGCAGUGAUUCAUGGGUGUCAAAUAAAUAAGCAUAAACAAAAGCAAAUCCAGGUUUAGAAAGCAGAAGCAUUCUUGUUUAUUUGAGGAUAAAGCCAUUUAUACCACCCAUAACCACUGUGGGUUACUCAGUCAACCCAUCGAAACUCAAACUUGGCUAAUUUUGAGCCAUCCUUUGCUCAUUUUGAAUCAAAUUGAGUAAUAGUAGUUUUCUGUUAGAAUAGUAUGCAGAUGAAGGAUUUCUUGGAUGGGGGUGGGAGUUCGGUACUAAUAAAUAAAUACUAAAUGUGGGGAAGGGGGGUCACAGGCCCCUUUAUAUCAGAGGGGCCAAGGUACAAAACUAUGUGCUACUUAUACUGUAAGAGUUAUUAUGUCGCUAUGAUAAUAAGCAGCUUUUUAAGAUUCCAAAAAGAAAGAUCCAUGAGUCCAUAACAAAUAACCAUUAGUCAACAACCCAUGUAUAAAUCAAAUACAAUUGUAGUAAAAAUAUUUUUUUUAUUGGA